Molecule: messenger RNA, 1773 nt
Organism: Rotaria sp. Silwood1
Lineage: Eukaryota; Metazoa; Rotifera; Eurotatoria; Philodinida; Philodinidae
Source: the annotation of a GenBank genome assembly
AUGUCCAACAAAGCUAUUGAUAUUUUCAAUAAGAUUGAAAAUCCUAAUGAAAUUAUUUUAAAUUUGUUAUUUAAUGCAUGUGCUGAAUUAAAAACAAAUGAAGCAUUAGAUUUAGCAAAGGAAACUUCAAAAAGAAUGUCAAAAUCUUUUCAUUCAAAUCCUUAUAUAUUAUCUUCUUUCUUGGAUGCAUUAAUGAAAUGUGGUGAUAUAAAAUAUGCUCAAUCCGUAUUUGAUAAAUCAAAAGAAAAAGACUUGCCAAUGUAUGGAGCAAUGAUGAAAGGUUAUAUAAUACAUAAUCAACUCGAAGAAGUUAUUAAUCUUUUUAAAGAAAUAAAAAAUCCCAGUGAAGUAAAUCUAAUUGUUUUUUUUAAUGCAUGUGCUCAUUUAAAAACACAACAAGCAUUAGAUUUAUUAAAAAAAAUUUCAAAAACUAUGCCAAAAUCUUAUUAUUCAAAUCAUCGACUUUUAAAUGCUUUAUUAGAUGGAUUUAUAAAAUGUGGUGAUAGUUCAACUGGAGAGAUUCUUUUUUCAAAAAUGAAAAAAACUGUAGAAAAUUAUGGAAAUUUAAUGACUGGUUUUAAUCAAGAGAAUAAUCCCGAGAAAACAUUAGAUUUAUUUUAUAAAAUGAAAAAAGAUAAUAUCGAAGCAAAUAUUAUUAUUUAUCUAUGUAUUAUUAAAGCUUUAGCAUAUAUUGGUGAUUAUUCAAUGUCUGAAUCAAUUAUUAAACAAAUUCCGUAUUCUUUUGUUGUUGAUAAUCAAAUAAAAGCGGCAUUAAUUGAUAUGUGGGGAAAAAAUGGAUAUGUGGAGGAAGCAAGAGAAAUUUUUUCAAAAAUUCCUUCACCUGAUAAAUUUGCAUAUACAGCAAUGAUAAAUUCUUAUGGUUUGAACGGAAUGGGUACUGAAGCAGUUACACUUUAUUAUCAAAUGCCACAAGAUUUUAUUGAUGAAAUAACAAAUAUUUGUAUCUUAAAUGCAUGUUCACAUAGUGGACUUGUUGAUCGAGCUCGUUUUAUUUUUCAAAAUAUUCAAAAUAAAUCAGAAAGUAUUUAUGGUGCAAUGAUUGAUUGUCUUAGUCGUGCAUCUUUUUUCGAAGAAGCUCAGCAAUUGAUUUAUACAUAUGAACGUUAUCAUCCAUCCGUAUUAUCGAUGUACAUGGCAUUAUUAUCAGGUGCUCGAAAUGAAAAGAAUAUACAUUUAUCACAAAAUACUUACGAUCGAAUGAAAGAACUUUUUCCUGAUAGAAAAAAUCCAUUAAUAUCAGCUGCAGUGCUUCUUUCUAAUGUUUACGCAUCGUCAGGUGAUAUUGAUAAAGCAUCAGAUAUUAGAAUUAAAAUAAAUAAAUCAGGUUCUAAGAGAAAAAUUGGUAUCACAUGGACCGUUGUUGAUGAUCAAAUAUUCCGAUUUCGAGCACAUGAUCAAUCUCAUCCUAGAUCUAAAGAAAUUUAUGCUGAAGGUGAGAAAAUAUCAAAAGAACUUAUUGAAUAUGGUCAUCAAUACGAUUCAAGCUGGAUAACACGACCAUUGCAUGAAGACGAAACUGUUGAAUCAGUACUUUGUGGACAUAGUGAAAGACUUGCGAUUGCAUGGAAUUUUGUUGCAAAUCCAAAUACAAAGCGAAUUCAUAUGACGAAAAAUCUCCGUGUUUGUGGAGAUUGUCAUCGAUCAACAAAAUUAAUCGCUGCUAUUCGUCAAUGUGAAAUAAUCGUUCGUGAUGCUAACAGACUUCAUCAUUUCUAUACCAAUGGAAAAUGCUCAUGUAACGAUUAUUUUUAA